CGCAAAUGACAGACAAAAAGUCCUUGAUUGUCAAAAACAUGUGGGUUGUAUCAGUACAAUUUUUUAUAAACUAAUAUUUGUUCUUACAUUAAAGUGUACCUAUCUUUUAUGUUUGGUACCUACACAAAAAUUUCGUGAUUUAAUUGGAAAUUUAUUUAUAACAAAACGAUGGCAGCCGCGUACGGGAUACAUCUGGGUAACAGUUCGGCAUGUUUAGCUUCUUUCAACAACGGAACGGCAUCUGUUAUAGCUAAUGAUGCUGGAGACAGAGUAACCCCCGCCGUGGUCGCGCUCAACGGCACAGAAUGGGAGAUUGGUCUCCCCGCAAAAUCCGGCCAGCCAUCGUCCAAAGCGAUCAUCAAACACAACAAGAGGCUUAUGAACUGUGAUUUCAAUGAAGACGAUUUGUCUUACGUUGAAUCAUCGUCAUCGUGCCGGAUACAAAAUGACGAGAAAUUGGUAUACGAAUUUGAAACUAGUGAGACAACUUUAUAUUCCAAUCCUGACAGCAUAGCUAUGAAGAUUUACGCUAAAUUGUUUACGAUAGCCAGUCAUUCUAUGUCUAAUGAAAGUGAUUUGAAGUUGGUGUUAGCUGCACCACUACACUGGUCCAAUGCUAGUAGAGAAAGGCUAGUAAAGUGUGCGGAACUGGCUGGCUUUGACGUCUUACAAGUCAUAAGUGAACCUGCGGCAGCUUUACUUGCUUACAAUAUUGAAGAAAAUCCUGAGGACAUCAAUGUCCUGGUUUACAGACUUGGCGGGUCUACAUGUGCUGCAUCAAUUGUAAAAGUUUCCGGAGGUUUCAUGACUAUUGAGAAAAACAUCUUCCGAUCAGAUUUAGGUGGUCAAUGCCUCACAAAAGACUUAGCUGAUUACAUCGCACAAGAGUUUAGACAGAAAUGGAAAUUAGACCCUCAAGAAAGUAGAAGGGCAAUGGCAAAAUUAUUGCUCCAUGCUGAUAACUGCAAACAUGUUCUGUCAACAUUAAACUCAGCACAUGUGUUUAUUGAAUCAUUAUUGGAUGGUGUUGACUGGAGUCAAAAUGUAUCUCGGGCGAGAUUUGAGAAUAUUAUUUCGUCAAAAAUAUCAUCUUAUAUUGAACCUGCCCAAAAAUUGGUAGAAAGCUUUGAUGGGCAAAUUCAUAAAAUUGUGGUUUGCGGGGGCAGCAUGAAAAUUCCCAAGCUCCAGCAAGCAAUAGCAAAUCUGAUACCUGAAGCAGAAGUGCUUUCAGGAAUUAAUCCAGAUGAAGUAAUAGCAGUGGGCUGUGCUCGGGAAGCAGGAUUACUGUUAGAUGUUCCAGAGUUUUCUAUGAACGAUUUGAAUACUGAAGUUGAAUUUCUCGGCAAAGAUAUUUAUUUGAAAUAUUUAGAUCAGACCGUGCAACUCUUCAAAGAAGGCUCACCAGCAUUUGCUCAAAAUAUUCAAACUGUUGACGCUGGCACUGAUAUAAAAAAUAUUAGUUUCAGCCUCCAUGAAAACCCUGAAAGUGAAGAAUUUGCCACUGAAAAUUUCAAUGUGGAGAAUUUAAACAAACCAUUUACAUUGAAGGCUACAUUACAACCAUCCAGUGUUUUGUUACAAGUUGAAUAAACAAUCAUUUUAACAUCAACAUGUACAUGGAAUGAUAUUUCUAUGAAAUUAUUAAUUAUCUAAUGUCAUUAAAAUGCCUAUUGAAACCAUUA
Molecule: messenger RNA, 1682 nt
Organism: Manduca sexta (tobacco hornworm)
Lineage: Eukaryota; Metazoa; Arthropoda; Insecta; Lepidoptera; Sphingidae
Gene: Hsp70-14
Product: heat shock 70 kDa protein 14
Exons: 1
Coding region: 169-1590 (473 amino acids)
Biological process (GO): protein folding
Cellular component (GO): cytosol; nucleus
Molecular function (GO): ATP-dependent protein folding chaperone; ATP binding
Source: RefSeq, a predicted model, not a curated record